This is a messenger RNA of Aspergillus alliaceus, 948 nucleotides long. Its product is annotated as 5'-methylthioadenosine/S-adenosylhomocysteine nucleosidase family protein. Lineage: Eukaryota; Fungi; Ascomycota; Eurotiomycetes; Eurotiales; Aspergillaceae. The transcript is spliced from 2 exons. The coding region runs from base 1 to 948 and encodes 315 amino acids. Gene Ontology annotation, molecular function: catalytic activity. The record is from RefSeq and is a predicted model, not a curated record. Gene Ontology annotation, biological process: nucleoside metabolic process.
AUGCCAGUAGUAAAAUCACUGCCCCCAAGUGCCUAUACGGUUGGGUGGAUCUGUGCCCUACCACUGGAACUAACAUCAGCGAUGGCGAUGUUGGACGAGGUGCAUCAAUCUCUACCACAACGUCUAGGUGACAACAAUACUUACACACUUGGUGCAAUAAGAGGUCACAAUACCGUCAUUGCGUGCCUUCCAUUGGGGAGGUACGGGAUUACAUCCGCAACCAAGGUAGCUUCAUCUAUGCAUUCUACAUUCCCCGCUAUUCGAUUCAGUCUCCUAGUCGGUAUUGGAGGAGGCGUUCCCGGCAAGGAUGCCGAUAUCCGACUUGGGGAUGUGGUGGUCAGUAUGCCCUCUCGCACGCAUCCUGGUGUAAUUCAGUAUGACCACGGCAAGACUGAAGCAGAGGGUCAUUUUCAACGAACUGGCGUUCUGAAUAAGCCUCCACCGGGACUCCUGACUGCAACGGCUAAGUUGCAGUCAAAGUAUGCGGCUGGUCAAGACCAGGUUCGGGAGUUGCUGGCUGAAGCGGUUGAAAGAAACCCAAGGACUUCCCUUUUCACAUAUCCUGGCGAGCAAUACGAUUUACUAUUUCAAGCACAGUAUGAGCAUAUUUCUAAGGAUAAAACCUGCAUCGAUUGUGACCACAGUCAGCUAGUGGAGCGAAAGCCGCGUAUGGGCCAAGAACCAAAGGUACACUACGGGCUGAUCGCAUCAGGAAACCAGGUCAUGAAGCAUGGCCUGACAAGAGAUUCUGUAGCCCAGGAUCUGGGUGCUCUUUGCUUUGAAAUGGAGGCUGCUGGCAUAAUGGACGACUUCCCAUGUCUAGUGAUUCGAGGAAUCAGCGAUUAUGCCGAUUCUCAUAAGCUUGAGCAAUGGCAGGGAUACGCUGCAGCCACGGCCGCGGCGUAUACAAAGGAACUGCUAUCUAAAGUCCUUUACAACCACGCCUAG